Messenger RNA from Nomia melanderi (Alkali bee), 442 nucleotides. RefSeq names its product DNA-directed RNA polymerases I, II, and III subunit Rpb12 (gene Rpb12). NCBI's taxonomy places the organism in Eukaryota, Metazoa, Arthropoda, Insecta, Hymenoptera, Halictidae. Gene Ontology annotation, cellular component: RNA polymerase II, core complex; RNA polymerase III complex; RNA polymerase I complex. The record is from RefSeq and is a predicted model, not a curated record. Gene Ontology annotation, molecular function: DNA binding; zinc ion binding. Gene Ontology annotation, biological process: DNA-templated transcription.
CUGUAUAUAUAUGUAUAUAACUUCGCAGUGCGUGCAAGAGGAGUGUCAAAUGUGCACGCUAUUUUGACAGUAAAUAAAUCUUUCUUUUCAUAACAUUGAAAGCAUCGGUGACCAUAGUUGGUAAAUUUGUAUAAAAUGGAAUCUAGUAAAUCAGAAUCAACUCCGAAACAAGCUAUGGUGUAUAUUUGUGGAGAGUGCCAUCACGAUAAUGAAAUACGUCCUAGAGAUCCAAUUCGAUGCAGGGAAUGUGGUUAUCGAAUUAUGUACAAGAAACGUACUAAAAGGCUUGUCGUAUUUGAUGCACGGUGAAGUUACUAUAUGAAAUAUGAUAAAUAUAUAAUGUUUAAGAAUAUAAAUUAUGAUAAUAUAGUUUAAUGUAAAAAUCAAAGGUCACGAUUUUUAAUAAAAAAAUACACAAUGUUAUUGUAAAUUGAAUAUUUAU